AUGUCUGUGGUGGAGUAUGAGAAUAAGUUUGCGGAAUUGGCCAGGUUUAUGCCAACUUAUGUAGAGACAGAUAGGCAGAAAGCAAAGAGGUUCCAGCAAGGUCUGAAGCCUUGGAUUAGAAGCAAGUUAGCUAUUUUGCAAUUGGAUACUUAUGCGGCAGUUGUUGAGAAAGCGAUGAUUGCGGAGACAGAAAAUGAGUUGUUCCAGAAGUCUAAGGAGAAUAAGAAGAGAAAGCCAGACAAUAGAGAAGGACUAUCUUAUCAAGGGAGAUUCCAGAAGAAAGGGAAAUUUCAAGCAGGACGAAAUCCUAACUUUAAAAAGCAGAACAUAGGCAGUAGUGGUCAAGGUGGACGUUUCAUUAUGGGGAAUCAGGCCAAUCAACAGAGGCCUUCAAUACCAGAAUGUCAGAUAUGUGGCAAGAGACAUGGAGGAAUAUGCAACAAGUUGAACGUGGUGUGUUUUAAGUGCAAUCAGAAAGGACAUUAUUCUAGGGAAUGUCAGAAUCAACCAGUGAUAAGAGAUCAAGCAAAUAGAAGCUCAACAAGUAAGACUCCAGCCAUAGGAUAUACAUGUUUUAAAUGUGGAAAGUCAGGACAUAUGGCUAGAGAUUGUAAGACGUCAGCCCCUGUUAGUAAUGCACUCAGGAUCAUGGGAAGUGUUCCAGAAGUGAAUGAACCUCCUAGGGUAAGAGUUUUUGAUAUGUCAGUGAAGGAUGCUAUUCAGGAUACCGAUAUGGUAGCAGAGCUAGCUAAUCAGGAUCGUAUUCCCGUUAAUCAAGUUUGUCCUGAUUGUGAAAUCGAGAUUGUAGGAAAUAAGUUUUGUGCCGACUUGAUACCUUUCAAGUUGGGGGAAUUUGAUGUAAUCUUAGGAAUGGACUGGUUGUCUAAGCAUAGUGCGCAGAUAGAUUGUAAAAAUAAGAAGGUAAUACUAAAGGCACCAGACGACAAGGUAAUAACGUUUAGAGGACAGAAGCAAGUAAAGAAGUUUUUAACCAUGAUGCAAACAAAGAGGAUGUUACGUCAAGGAUGCGAAGCUUAUGUUGCUUAUGUAAUUGAUAAAAGUCAGGAACCAGUAAAACUUGAGAAUAUCCCAGUAGUAAAUGAAUUCCCCGAUGUGUUUCCCGAUGAGUUACCAGGGCUACCUCCAGACCGAGAGAUAGAAUUUGCAAUUGACUUAGCACCUGGAACGGAGCCUGUAUCUAAAACCCUGUAUAGGAUGGCACUUGUAUAG
Messenger RNA from Daucus carota subsp. sativus, 1230 nucleotides. RefSeq lists its product as uncharacterized. The coding region runs from base 1 to 1230 and encodes 409 amino acids. The record is from RefSeq and is a predicted model, not a curated record. The transcript is spliced from 2 exons. NCBI's taxonomy places the organism in Eukaryota, Viridiplantae, Streptophyta, Magnoliopsida, Apiales, Apiaceae. Gene Ontology annotation, molecular function: nucleic acid binding; zinc ion binding.